This is a messenger RNA of Rhagoletis pomonella (apple maggot), 1085 nucleotides long. Its product is annotated as alcohol dehydrogenase 1-like. The coding region runs from base 82 to 855 and encodes 257 amino acids. The transcript is spliced from 3 exons. Gene Ontology annotation, cellular component: cytoplasm. Gene Ontology annotation, molecular function: alcohol dehydrogenase (NAD+) activity. Lineage: Eukaryota; Metazoa; Arthropoda; Insecta; Diptera; Tephritidae. The record is from RefSeq and is a predicted model, not a curated record.
CACAGAAGUACUGCACGCAACAGUUUUCAUUUUAUUGCUAUUUUUCGUGUAAUAAAAAAAAAAACAAUAAAUUAAGCGAAAAUGAGUUUGGCGGGUAAAAAUGUGGUGUUUGUUGCCGCUUUGGGCUCCAUUGCCUAUGAAGCCAGCAAAGAGUUAAUGACCUUGGAUUUGGCGUCCUUUUUCGCCUUUGACAUUCUGGACAAACCUGAAGCGGUGAAGGCUUUGCAGGAUAUCAACCCCAACACUAAAGUUCACUACACGAAAUUUGACAUCACCAACAAGGAAUCGAUCAAGAGCGCUCUUGCCGAUUUGGUGUCCAAAGUGCAAUACAUCGACGUAUUAGUCAACGGAGCUGGCAUCUUGGCUGACCCCGCAGUUGAGUUGACUAUAAAUGUCAACUUGAUUGGUCUAAUCAAUACCACCUUUGAGGCUUUGCCUUACAUGGAUAAAAAUCAAAAGGGGCGAGGUGGAGUUAUUGUGAAUAUCGCCUCUGUAUUGGGUCUAGAACCAUGUCCACCAGCGGCUGUGUAUUGUGCUUCCAAAUUUGGCGUAGUGGGUUUCUCACGCUCUCUAGGGCAUCCCGACUACUAUGAACACACUGGCGUUGCAGUGAGCACAUUCUGUCCCGGUUUGACUGACACGCCAUUGAAGAACAAUCUCUCCACCAAAUAUACCUUUGAUUAUUCUAAAGCGAUUGGCGCUAAAUUCGAUAAUAGCAAAACCCAGACACCCGAAAUUUGUGGAGAACACUUGGCUCAAGUGGUAGAUUUGCAGGACAAUGGUGGGAUCUACAUUAGCAACCAGGGUACACUGACCAAGGUGAAACCAAGUGUCUACUGGGAACCUACUUAUUAAAGACUUGCAGAAUAAAUAUGUAGAUAGGUUUUAGUAAACAUUUAUACAUAUAUAUUAAUUAAUAAUAAAUAAUGGGGUGAAUGUAGUCGUACUCUAAUUAACAAAAAAUAAAUAAAUUUAAAAACUUUUAAGUAUUUAUUAAAAACUAAAAGCAAGAAAAGAGUAAAUAUUUGUCCAAUGAAAUUUUGCUGCAACAAAUAAAUAAAUACGUACACGUACACGUACAUUUU